AUGGAAGAAACAAUCGCUGAGCUACGACGUCAACUGGAAGAAGAGAGGCAGGCGCGAGAAGAGGAGAGAAAAGCGCGAGAAGAAGCAGAGCGCCGAGAAGACGAAGAGAGACAGGCGCGAGAAGAAGAGAGAAAAGCGCGAGAGAAGGCGGAAGGGCAACUUCAGAACAAUACAUUAUUGCGCCUCCUCGAUCGCUGCCACCAUUCUCUGUCCCGAGCGAUCCAAGUUGAGACGGAUGCGACCCUCACGACCCAGGGCGACGCGGCCGACCCCGUAAAUCGACUCUACCCCAAGCACGUCGUCCCUUGGCUCGACUUUCCCCAACUACAGGAACAAGUCUGGGAGAAAUUCGACCGCACUGCUUCUUUUACCUCGCGCCCAAUAUUCCCUUCUGAUAACCAAAUCGAUUAUGUUGUUACGAAUAUCAAGAACAUGCCAAUCUAUUCCGAAGCCUCUCUUCGGAAUUUCGAGCGAGACACGGUGGAUAACUUUGUCGAAAAGGUCGUGAACGCGUUGCGAGACGAUCAACCCCUUCGACGCGAGUUUGGAAUCGAGGGCCGAGUCACCUUCUAUGAUCGCGCCAUCCCAUCGGAGACCUCACUGGAGAAUAGCCUGGAGCAAAUGAGUCUUCAGGAUGUGCGCACACCCCAACGACUGGCGAACACUAAGAAUGGAAGAGGCAGGGGAAGGGGGAUUGGAGCGGCGCAGAGACAGAAGGGGGAUGGCACUGUGCGAAGACGCAAUCGGCGCGCCGACCAGUUCUGCGUGCACCUUGUGGCUGAUGAACGACAAAUACCAGUGUAUGCAGUGGAGUUCAAAGCGCCGCACAAGGUGACAAUCCCCGAAUUGAUGGCGGGUUUACACCAGAUGGAUUUGGCUCGCGAUGUCAUUGGCCAAGAAGGCGACACAUUUGAAUUUUAUGCUACCCGCCUUGUCGCCGCCGUGGUCACUCAGAUAUUCUCAUACAUGAUCGACAGUGGAGUUCGAUACGGCUAUAUCUGCACAGGGGAGGCCUUUGUUUUUCUCCAUAUCCCGAAAGAUGAUCCAACGGUUGUUCAAUAUUUCUUGUGCGUCCCGAAUCAAGAUGUGCAGCCGGACGAUGAGUUGCGCCUCCACCGGACCGCCAUCGGGCAGGUGCUCGCUUUCACCCUUCAAGCGCUGGCCGCAGAAGCUCCCUCUCAAGAGUGGCACGAUGUGGCAGACGCCAAGCUAACGACCUGGGAGGUCGAAUAUCUCGAUGUGUUGAAGGAAAUCCCCGAGACUCUUCGCAAAGACCCGAGGUCGUCUAACUAUCGGCCCUCUCACUGGAAACGGGAGCGGAAACGAGAUCGGAAGAUACACAACACACGCUCCCACGCUCGCUCCCGUUGUCAGCCCGGAGCAUCUACACCGAAGCAUUCGUCGACUGAAGGCAGCAGCAGUGGGGAGGAAUCGCAUUCUCCAUCUACUGCAGCGGCGUCACGCAGCCGAUCGAGCCGCAGCCGAGGAAACAGCCGUCAAUCAACUAGGGGAAGGGAACGGACAAGAGCCGGCCGGGACAACAAACAGACUUCUCAAAAAGAUGGGCAUUCUACACGACCAUACUGUACUAUUGCCUGCAUACGUGGGAUAGUCAACCGAGACCCUCUGGAUAAAAAAUGUCCCAACUGGAAACUCCACGGUACCCAACGUCACUCCUUAGGGCCGCAGGAGUUCAUACGCCAGCUUCACCGUCAGCUUGUACGGGACCGAAACCUUGGGUUCGAACAGCUGCAUGUCUGUGGUAGGACAGGCUACCUCAUGAAAGCCACCCUUCUUUCACGUGGAUACACUGUGAUCAUUAAAGCCACCACCGUGGAGAAGCAGCAUCGCCUUCAGGCGGAGGUGGACAAUUAUCACCGUCUCGGGAGCUUGCAAGGACAAUGCAUCCCUGUCUGCCUUGGGGUCUUUAAGCCUCGCAUUGCAUAUUGGUACCACGGCGAAUUGAUGGCCCAGAUGAUGGUUUUGAGCUGGUCUGGAAUGCGGCUUCAGAAUGUCAUCAAUGAUCGGAAUUCCAGCUUCUUUCACCAAGAGCGUGAGAAAGCACUAGCCGUGCUCCGGUCGUGUGGAGUUAUCCACGGCGACAGCGAGUGGCGCAAUAUGCUCUGGAACGACCUGAGUGGGCGUUUGAUUGUCAUUGACUUGGAGGACGUGAGAUGGUUGAAGCGUCGUCGAACUCUGCAACCAACAUCUGGAAACUCGCGGAGUGCUCAUCGCCUUCGGACGGAGGAAAAGCAGGGCAAAGCCUCCUGUCCAGCUCAACUGUCUGCACAUGCCAUUCCACAGAUCCACGAGUCAACUGCUAGCUGA
Molecule: messenger RNA, 2328 nt
Organism: Monascus purpureus
Lineage: Eukaryota; Fungi; Ascomycota; Eurotiomycetes; Eurotiales; Aspergillaceae
Source: the annotation of a GenBank genome assembly